UGGGUUUUGGAGUUGAACUCCUGGAAAUUAAAUUGUUAUUUCAUUUAAAUUGUGCUUACAAAACAAUUUUAUUAGUGUUAUUAUUUUUGGUUGUGGGUCUUAUCCAUUUUGCCUCAUGGAUAAAGACCCAAUUUUUAUUUUAAAGACAUUUUUUUUCUAGGUGGGUAAUUUGUUAAUAAUUUAAUCACUUCGGUUCUUGAAUCAAUUUUAUGAAAUUCAAACUGGGUUCUAAUUUUGAUCUCGAAAUUGUAUGUUUCUAUGGUUGAUUUCUUUUUCCUUUUCAUUCUUUUUAAUUCUUUUGUUGGGUUAAUAUAAUUCAAUCAUAUUGGUUUCUUGAGAGUAAGUUAAGUGAAACUGAAUCAUGAAAAGAAAGUUUCAAUUCUUAAAGUUUAGUAUUUUGUUAGCAUAAUUCAAUCACAUUGCUAAAAUAAUUUUAAUUAAUUAAUUAAUGUAUUUCUUUGUUGCAGUUUGGCAUUAAGUCUGUGUAUUAUUAUGAUUAGAAUUUUUAUUUUAGAUGCUUUACGGUAAUCUCAAUCUUUUUCACUGUAAAUAAAAAAAAAUGACGAAUUGUGUCGUUGGCUUUUUGUUUCUACAAUCUGAAUUUCCAACGAGCAUAUAUGGCAGAAAAGUCAACCACAUUGGUUUUUGGGAACAAUGUGGGAAGGGAAGAGCUUUGCAGAACUGUUAUUUUUUUUUAUAUCUGUUGAUUUCUUGGCCAAUAUUCUUAGUGUUCUUCGUCCAAAGCAGAUAAUUGGGUGAUUAACUUCGCUUCUAAAUUGCCAUAGCAGAAAAAAAGUCCUGGUAUAGUUCUUUGAAAGGAGAAUCUUGUUGGUGGUUGAGUGAAUGAGAGGGUGAAAGGAAAUGAAUGAGGAGCUUGAGGUUGAAUAUGAGAUACAAUGAAUGGAGGGUCAUUGGGUCUACGUACAGGGAGCUAUGGGUUAUUGCAGAACAUAAAUGGGGCUAUUGCUGGUGGUGGAAUAUCUAAAUCUUUGAGUAACGUACGAAAGAGUUCAACCAAGAUGCUUUCAGUUAUUAGGGAGAAGGAGAGGCCUCUCCCUAAUGCUUGGUACCGUUAUAUAGGUUGUCGGAAGUUUUCCAUGCUGCUUCUCAUUGCCUUUGCCCUUUUGGUCUUUGCCUUGGGUUCUUUUGUAGUUAACAAAGACAGCACUAGUCCAAAUGUUCUUCAACGGAUUGGAACUUUAGGAAUAGUUCCAUAUGUGAAUGGUGGCCAUCAUGAAGCUUCACAGAUCCUUGGAGAGAAGGAUAAGAAGAAAGAUGAAAAUAGAUUUCAGAUUCCUGCUUUUAAAGGUGCAAGUGUUUUGCCAUUUCGCCAUCCAUGCGUGAAUUUCACAUUUCCUCCUCCCCCUCCACCUACUCGUAGACGGCUUGGACCUCGGCCAUGUCCAGUGUGUUAUCUCCCUGUGGAUCAGGCAAUAGCUAGCAUGCCAAGCUCUUCAUCAGCAUCUCCAGUGCUUCAUAAUCUGACAUAUGUUCUUAAUGAAAAUCCUAUCAAAAGUGAACCACAAGGGGGCUCUGACUUUGGUGGAUAUCCAUCUCUAAAGCAAAGAAAUGAUUCAUUUGAUAUAAAAGAGUCAAUGGCAGUGCACUGUGGAUUCAUUAAGGGAAGUAAACCUGGUCAUGGGACUGGAUUUGACUUUGAUGAGUCUGACCUUGCAGAGUUGCAGCAGUUCCAUGACAUCAUUGUUGCAUCUGCCAUAUUUGGGAACUAUGAUGUAAUACAGCAGCCCCAGAACAUUAGUGAAGAAGCAAAGAAAAAUAUCCCUUUCUACAUGUUUGUUGAUGAAGAAACAGAAGCAUUCAUGAAAAAUAGAAGUAUUUUGAGCAGCAGUAAGCGGGUGGGCUUGUGGAGAAUUGUUGUCAUCCACAAUGUUCCUUAUAGUGAUGCAAGACGUAAUGGGAAGGUCCCAAAGCUUUUAUUACAUAGAAUCUUCCCAAAUGUUCGCUACUCAAUAUGGAUAGAUGGAAAGCUACAGCUUGUUGUGGAUCCUUACCAAGUUCUUGAGAGAUUCUUGUGGCGCCAAAAUGCUAAUUUUGCAAUCUCGAGACACUACAGACGAUUUGAUGUCUUUGUGGAGGCUGAAGCAAAUAAAGCUGCAGGAAAAUAUGAUAAUUCCUCGAUUGAUGAGCAGGUGGAUUUUUAUAAAAAAGAGGGUUUAACUCCAUAUUCUGAGGCCAAACUUCCGAUAACCAGCGAUGUUCCCGAAGGUUGUGUACUCAUAAAGGAACAUAUUCCCAUUACAAAUCUGCUUACCUGCCUGUGGUUCAAUGAAGUCAACCGUUUUACAUCCAGGGACCAGUUAAGCUUUGCCAUAGUAAGGGAUAAAAUAAUGACAAAAGUUGAUUGGAGUAUCAAUAUGUUCUUGGAUUGUGAAAGACGCAAUUUUGUCAUACAGUCAUACCAUAGGGAUUUGUUGGAGCAAAUGCCUCCACCUGUUCCUGCUGUGGUUCGACGUCCACCAGCUUUGCCCAACACACGUGGAAAAACUCCUGGGAAGAGGAUUCCUAGACGUGGAAGGGAUAGAAGAUCGGGUUCAAGCCGUCACCGUAAGGCUGCUGCUAGUAAUAGAGAUAGAAAUUUCUUUUAAAUGCUGUUUGAGCCAAAAAGAGAGGAAGGAAUUUAGCUUCGUUCUUUUGUUUUACUUUAACAAAAUCAAAUUGCUUCUAAUUGUCACCAUAGGACUGUUUAGAUACUUUUAGGAUCAUACAAGGAGAACAUUGAUACACAUAUUUUGUCUGAAAUUUUGAUAUCUAAUUCAUAUAUUGUUGUAGAUUCUGAAUGAGCUUCAUACAAGCUGUUGUCAUUCACAUAAAAAGAAUCUUUGUUUAGAUAGAGUUUGUUGAGGUUUAAACAGUAAAAAAUUAUGUGAAGAGACAUGUUUGGUUAGAUGAAAAAUACAGUCUCAACUUUCAGAUAGUCCAUGUGAUUAAUAUAUAUAUAUAAGUUUCCUUUA
This is a messenger RNA of Gossypium raimondii (Peruvian cotton), 2972 nucleotides long. Its product is annotated as probable hexosyltransferase MUCI70. The transcript has 10 exons. Bases 897 to 2606 code for a protein of 569 amino acids. The record is from RefSeq and is a predicted model, not a curated record. Lineage: Eukaryota; Viridiplantae; Streptophyta; Magnoliopsida; Malvales; Malvaceae.